Amoebophrya sp. A120 is the source of this 7123-nucleotide messenger RNA. Lineage: Eukaryota; Dinophyceae; Syndiniales; Amoebophryaceae. The record is from the annotation of a GenBank genome assembly.
CCGAAAAAGCAGCCAAAAGAUAGCCGGCACAAGCAAUCAUGAGUCUGAUUGUGGUAUUAAGUACUUGAGCAGGAGGUUUUGAUACUUCAUAGUGCGACUUGGGUUUUAUUUUCCUCCUCCCUUUCUCCUCUGUCUCUGUGCUGCGGCCUCCUGCAAUACAUAGCCCGAGCUAUGGAAGUUCCUACUUGCAGAUUUUUUGGUUUCUUUCCGUGAAAGAACCACGAGAGUGUUGAGGCACCGUCGUUUCAGGCUGAGAGCUACGGCCGCAACAUCUUUUUUCAAAAGAUGGCAGCAGUCACCGCGAACACUGCUCCCACCUCCACGAAGCCGGCCGCGGCACUGGUGCCGCAGGUCGGCGGACAGACACAGACGCACCAGCAACCGAGCGCGGCGGCCAACAUCGGUGCGCCGCAAGUUGUAGGCACAUCCAUCGGACCCGGCGCGCACGUGCGCAGGAACCAGCUGCAGACAAUUUCGCCCGCCAUGCAGUACCGCAGUACUACGCACAACCGCGUGGGCAGCGCCAUGACGCGCCGGUUGUCGCCCACCGCGCUGGUACAACUGAGCCCGCGGAGCUUCGGGAUCCGCAGUGCCGUUAUCGGUAGUGCUGCGACGGCGAGAACGACUACAACGGCGGCGGGGUUGCAGAGCCAAAUGAACGCCGCCGGCGGAGGAGCUUCCACAGCAGGUAGCCUCUGUAUGACUGUUUCGGUUUUUUUCGAAGUCUUGAACAAACCAAGAAACUUAGAGUGCCCUGAGGCUGAAUCUGAAAUAAAGGUAUAGAAACAGCAAAAGCAGGUAACGAACCGUCGGCAAUAUUAAAGGAGAACACCACGACGACGACGUCCACAGCCAUGCCGGCUGGCACGACAGCACCCCCUAGUACAACUACGACCUCGUCGGGGUUGCUGCACACCAAAUCCACGAAACAUCUGUACGGUGGCAACCAGCUCGGGCUGCCACCUUCUGCGCGGUUUCGCUCCAUGUCGCCCACCGGGUUGCUGCGUGCCGGGUUGGGACCCACAAACACCAGCAAUUUCACAUUUCAACCUACCGCUUUGUCGAAACCCACGACUACCGCUGGUACAACAACGACGGACCACGCGCAAAUAAAGGCUGCGACCGUUGCGAGGAUCGCCAACGCCGCGCGGCCGCCCAGCGGAACCAGUAGUGGUGCAGCUCCUGCGACGGCGACGACGAGCGGAGCAGGUGUAGCAAAUGCCGCAGGAACUGGAGGUAUUAAAACGGGGAACAAGAGUACUGUUUCGUCUACUGCAGGAACGCCAAUGGGGGAAACAGUGAACAACCCCUAUCAAAUGUAAAAAUGUCUGGGUCUGGAAGAUUCUGACACUUGUCAUGCACGUUUUGCAUGAGCCAUGACGUCUGUGAUGCAUACCCUAGCAAUACAGAUUUCUUGAGGGCUUCUUGAUGCCUAUUCCGCAUGGCAAAUGCCUGCUCAGCGUAGCAAAAAUUGCAUUCCCUUUGGUACUCAUGCAAUACAGAUUUUUUUGGAAUCUAAAUGCAGCAUCACAAGUUGCAUUCUUCCAGACCCAGACAUUUUUACAUUUGAUAACCCCGGUGUGUUGACGACGGCGACGUCCACCACGACUGAGCAGCUGCGCCAACUGAUUGGCGCGCCACCGUCAUCAUCCUCUGCCACCCGGUUACUCAAAGACGGCUCGCUGGAACGAAGAAACUUCCAGUUCAAAACGCAAGCGAUGUAUCCGCUGCAAAAGUAAUUUAUAUUGCACUCAUAGUAAUUGUAUUCUGCGAUUGUCACAGACACAGUCAGUGAAGAUGUUGACAAUUCUCACACUUGUUUACCAACGUGGUUCAGAACUGAACUUUUCUGUUUGAAAAAUAUACAAACAUAUUUGUAGUGCAAUUACUACCGGAAGAGCAAGAGGUACAAAAAUACUCUUGCAAAAAUGCAUACGAUGCUGCAAGGCGGAGCAACCACCUCGUCCAAAGCAGCGAACCACAGCCGGCGGCAGUCUUUCUCGGUUGCCAGCGUCGAGCACUGGAAGCAGCAAGGGACGGCUGGUGUUGCUUCGACUAAAAAGUUAACACCGACAGAACAACUACAGGGUGGAGCUGCUGCAGGUGUACCCCUAGUGCCCGCGGGAUCUACUGCAAGUUCGACAUCGGGAAAUAAAGGAGGUGCUGUUGAGCAACAAGACAAAACGUCAGAACAACAUCAAACACCCGCGGCGACAAGCAGGAACAGCAGCAGGGCCAGCGCUCUUAUAGCCGCGGCGGCGAACGCCACAGCAAAGUUUUUCUCUCCGCAAAGCCGAGCGGGCUUUAAUAUCGCACGAGCUAGCGCGGCAAGUGCAACUGGAUCUGGAACAAUUGCCGCUGCUGGAAAAAUUACCGCUGGCGAAACUUCUACUUCCGGAACGGCGACUGGUGGGACGAGCACGCGCGCGGCCUCGUCUAGUUCCUCUAGUUCCACCGCAGCUGCAGGAGAACAAGGGGACAAUAGUACGAAGUCGCAACCUGCCCACUCCGUGGACGCCUUGGUGGCGCAGGCGGUGCAAAAGGUGGACUCCCGGGUCGGCUCAAAAACGGGCAGUGGCUCCGCGGGGGUCAGUCCGCAACACGCAAACAGUGCUCGGACGUCGAGUGGGCAGCUGCUCCGGGGCGCGGCCAUCACCAAUUCCGGCCUGUUCGGCAAAAAUACCAGCUCGGCCUCCUCUCUCCUUCAGUUUCACAGCCCCACCGGGCCGACGGGGCCCGAUAACAUUAGCACAGGUGGACCACUUCUACAAGCCGGAACAAGUGCAGGUGCCCCGACCCGUGGGAGACAGCCGUUUGGCAUUCGGAACCAGAGCCCGCGGGGCGGCAUCGGGAAGUUUUCGGUCUCCCCGGAGAAGUUUGUGUCUCUGUCGCCCUUCAAGCACGGGUUUCUCGGCUUUGGCGUCAGUCCCCGCGGCCCCCAGAGUCGAACGUCGGCAGCUGGGUCCCCGGGCAUGGACGGAAAAAAUUUGGGCAGCGCUGGUGCUGCCGUGGUAGCCGCAGCGGUUGCAGGAAGUGGAAGUGGAAGUGCAUCGUCUUCUUCCAGUGCGACCGGAGCACCACAAAACACGACCCCCGCGACAACUGGUGUUAAAAAUAGUACCGGAGCUGCUCCUGCAGGGGGCCCCGCAGUGGGCAACCCGAUCCCACCGCUGCACCCCUCGAGUUUGACCUCGCCUGCAGACAGUGCUCUGCCGCAGAUCGCGCUGGAGUCCAAGUUCGCGGCCACGCAAAACUUCUAUGAAGAGAGUGCACCGCAGCUCCUCCUCGUCCCCUUGAUUUGUGAUGCUAAGCAAACGAAUCCCAAAUCCAUUCGCUGCCUCGUGGCACUGUUUGCAUGACAAGACAUUCCGGAAGCACAACCAGUACUACAUAAUUCGGUGCGUAUAUAUCGUUCGGCGCGUAUUGAGUUUCUGUUUGUCAGGCACGUUAACGACGUGUGCUGGCGAUUCUAUUGCUGUUCAUACCACGGAAGAGAUGAAAUGGGACUCACUGCGGGUGCAGCUGUGCACUUGCAUAUCUUGCCCCGCGGAGGAAACCACCCACAGGAGCCGCAGUCGGCGCGUCUGCCGGGGGCGCCUGUGGUGACGCAGCACUCAUCGCGGAGUGGGCACCCGGUCGUGAAGCCUGGUGGCGCGUCAGCGCAGUACCGAACCUCUUCCCACAGUGCGACCGGCAAUCCAAGCGGGUCCUCCUUUAUGCAGAAGCAACAGUCGAGCGCAACGCUCGGGGGAGCUGCCCACCGGGCCAUCGGAACAAGCAGGGGGCCUUCGCAGCCGAUUGUGGGCACGCGCCGCAGCCCGAUUCAGCAGGCACGGAUUCUGGGGGCACAGCCGGCGCGAGGGCCCAGCCCGAUUGCCAGCAUACAAUUGAAGGGCCUGGGAUUCGGGUUGAGGAGCAACAGUCCGGGGGUGGCCUGGUAAAUACUAUGUGAAGGAGGAUCAAAUCAUACAGAAACAGAAACUACCACUUUUGGUUUUCAAUAUGCCACUAAACAUAACAGAGAAAUUCUUCCGGAAUGGUGACCACACACUGGGAGAACGUUGUCAGACUUUAGUUCUAAAAAUUAUCAGGACCACCGGUAGCGGCGCGAAGCCUCACCUGCAGGCCUCGGAAAAUAAAGCGCUGUACAGCUCGCGGCAGAAUUUGCUGCAGCAAAUCGACAUCGAGGCGACGAGCGUGGAAAUCCUUCGCGGCGGGGGCAGUAGUGGUAAUAGUGCGGGACCUGCUGCUCCGGGAGAUCAUGGUACCACUAAAACUGCAGCACCCGCAGCUAGUAUCAUGGCUGCGACCCCCGUGGGUGACCAGGCCGUCGGGCAGAACAAGUAUCAGACGCCGGAUGGCAAAGGCCUGAUGAGCAACAGCAUGGCCAGCACCCCGGCGGAGCAGAGCUGUCCGCCAAGUGCCAUGGUGGUCGAGAAAUUGGUAUAUAUUAGUACUCUGAAUGUAUACCGACAUAAGUGCUGUCCGCUUAGUGCAAUCUGUAUGUUGAAGCUUUGCCAUAGUACUACUGCAACUGCACUGUCACUGACUCUGCAAUUGAGGUUAUGCCUGAGCAGCUCUGCAAAAGUGCGAGAACUUUGCUUUUUGUACAUGCAGUUGCACCCGACCGAGUAUAUUAAAUGGCACUAAUAUCGGUAUCAAAACUAAAACAGCAAGGAAUGGUCGAGGCUGUAUCCGAUUGUUCGCAAAAGUCCACGCCGGCGAUGCAGCGUGGGGUCAUUGCGCCGGUGAACGUUGCUGCGUCGGAGGUGGUCGUGAACGUGGAGCAGCCUACUUCUAGCAGCUCUGCCACCUCAGCUGGUGUCGUGCAACGGCCACAAGAAACGAGUCGAGAAGCUGCGGCCCAAAAGUCAUCUUCCGGCUCCUGCAACUCCGAAAGCGAGCAAGAGGCUUCGAGCACGACAAAAGGCGGCCCGAACAGCACCGGGUUUCUGCAGCAGUUUCCGCCGGCGUUACCCCUGCCUCCGAGCGGUGGACCGCAGCCAUCUGCGGACGGCUUGUCUUCGGCCUCGGGCUCGAAGCCGUCAACCUCGCGAAGCACUGUCGCAGGAGUAGAGGGUGGAAAUAACAGUGCUACAGGUGGCGUAUCUGCUGGGACUACAUCAAUGUCGUCAGCAACUACCAGAAUGGCCUCAUCUUCCCGGCAGCAGCUCUUAAGCAGGCCCCAGCUGACAAAACGAAGUCUGAACAAGGCGCCGUCAGCGUCGAAGAUAAAGGUAGACUUGUUUAUGUAACUUGGUAGAUUAUUUCAGUUUGAGAGCAACCUUUGUCUUCUUCCUGUAGACGGGUCUGCUUUUCGUGUUGCGGCGCAUGAGGACGUCGACCCGAGAAUUUUGGAGCAUUUCUGUGAGUUUUGUCUUUGCAUGUCGAGUAGUUUCAGAACAGCAAACCUACAAGAGAGCCGGCACAUGAUGUUACAGGCACAAGUAGACGCAGUAGGCGGGUUCCGGCUCUCGCCAGAAUCUAUGCAGCGGGGCAUCGUCGUGCAGCCACAAAGCCGUCUGGUGGACGCAAGAGGCGGGUACACAACUUAUUACACUUCUUAGUUCAUUAAGUGUGCUGCUGUACGGAAAAAUCACAGGUGCUGUAUGUACUCUCUUGUUUGGCGUGAUUUUGGUGGAAGAUAAAACAACACUUUCACUCCAGACCGCCCCUGCUGGACACCAGCAAGUCCUCGUCGGGCUUCAAAACUACUACCGGCAUCAAGCCCCUGGCACAGCCCCAGAUCGGUCUCGUUCCGCAAUCUUCCCCCCAGCAUAAACCCACGUCCACCCCUCCCCCGACUGGACACAAGUACAGCGUACGGGCGGGCGUGGUUGUUGCAGGGCACUGGGCAGCCAGCCGAAUCCAGCGCUGGUGGCGACUGCUGGUGUUUCACUCGAGGUUCUACAGCCACGGGCGGAAUGUAUCAAUACUACGGUGUACCUGUUUCGCGAUGACUGAACUUGGCCGCUUUUCAAUUCAUUUUGGCAUGAUGAAGUCAUCUCGGGAGUUCUUUAGAUGAGUGUUUUGCACGAGCUGCGUGGCGACUAGAACAAGAGCCGCAUGACGAGAUGAACAUGAAAAUAGAAGUACCAGUACCAAAAAUGUUAUAAAUUUAUUAUCAGGUGCUCAAGUGGAUCGGGUCGCUCGAAUGGCUGAUGAAGCAAAACAUGCUGUACGGCACCGAGAUUGCGGAACAAGAGGACUUUGACUACUGGGACCGGGCGUUUCACAGCUCGGCGCUGGAUAGCGAAGUAGACCCGUGGGGGAAUAAGCGAUUACGGGAGCACCUGAACAAGAUGUGGUACGGGUCGGAGCAGGGACCAGCGGUAACUGCAGGCCAGCAGCAGCAAGUGGUGCAGGUUGUGACUUCUCAGCAGCAAGAUAGCAUUGCUCAACAGCAUGAUUUGCAGCAGUACAACGACCACGCCUAUCUUCCCAAUGCCACCGGUCAGCAACAAGCAGUCACGCAGCAAGAAGUCCUGCCAGCUGGUCAACAGUAUUUUUAUCCCAGCGGUGGACCCGUGGCAGGAGCCGUCCCCGUCGGGCAGCAAAGUGUGCUGCAACUCGAACAGCAGCAGUACGCACCACAGUACCAGCAGGUGGUGAAUCAGGACCAAAUUCCCUGCCAAUAAAGACGGCAGUUUAAUACUAUACAUAUACAGUUAGUAUAUCAUCUGCGAUUGCAAAAUUUAAAUUUUGUUGUUUUCGCCUUGCCACUGCCAGUGCUGUCUUCUUUCGCUGGGUCUUUAGGAAGAUAGCAUUGGGAUAAAGAUGAUUAUCGAGUCUUGAGAGAGAUUUUGCUUUGGGAUUAUAUUAUCAUCUCCUGUGGCUGCGGCGCCCCAGAGUAGUGCUUACAAAGUUUAGGCACUGCCGCGUAAGUGCGGUCGGGGAGGACCGAGAGAGGCAAAACCAAAAUGCAGUAGUACAUAUUAAUUGAAAUGAGGACGUCCCUCGGUGGGUGUGAUGACGACCCCCGCCUAUGCGGGCUGUUAUUCUCGCCACUGUGAUACUGACUCUUUAAAAUCUCGAGCCGACGAGGACGAAAAAGCUACUCACGAGAGUCGGAGCGUUGUUGUAGUCCUUCUCGAUGUUCUUUCGGCGCGUUGUCGGUAUUAAG